This is a messenger RNA of Staurois parvus, 369 nucleotides long. Lineage: Eukaryota; Metazoa; Chordata; Amphibia; Anura; Ranidae. The record is from the annotation of a GenBank genome assembly.
ACCGUGCAUGCGGACACAGCGGAUCACGGAAAGAGCCGAAGAUGUUGGCUCGGUCAUGUGAUCAGCUGUGUCCAAUCACAGCUGAUCACUGAUCAUCAGGGCACUGAUGAUCAGUGUGCCCUGAUGAUCAUCGUGGCCCCAAAAGUGCCACCUGUCAGUGUCCAUCAGUGCCAGCAGUCAGUGCUCAUCAGUGCCAGUGCCCAUCAGUGCCACAUCAAUGCCACAUAUCAGUGCCCAUCUGAGCUGCCUUUCAAUGUCACCCAUCAGUGCCAGUCAUUGCCACCUAUCAAUGCCAAUCAGUGCCACCUAUCAGUGCCAGUCAGUGGCGCUUAUCAGUGCCAGUCAGUGCCGCCUAUCAGUGCCAGUCAG